This is a messenger RNA of Abrus precatorius (Indian licorice), 2379 nucleotides long. Its product is annotated as pumilio homolog 1-like. The transcript is spliced from 5 exons. Lineage: Eukaryota; Viridiplantae; Streptophyta; Magnoliopsida; Fabales; Fabaceae. The record is from RefSeq and is a predicted model, not a curated record. Gene Ontology annotation, cellular component: cytoplasm. Bases 1 to 2319 code for a protein of 772 amino acids. Gene Ontology annotation, biological process: post-transcriptional regulation of gene expression. Gene Ontology annotation, molecular function: mRNA binding.
AUGAGAAAAGAGAUGAUUGGAAAAGUGAAGGAUGAUGGGGAGCUUGAGGAGCUUGAGAUGUUGCUAAAUGAGAUCCCUCAGGCAACGUCACACAAUCUUUGCUAUAGGAAUUCACAUGUUCAUGGUGGUGAUGAUGAUCAUGGUCCUUUUGUGACUCAGGCAAUCCAUGGAAUGUGUGGUAUGUAUGAUGAUGACCCAUUAACUCAGAUUCAGUAUCCAUGUGCCUCAUCUCCUGGUAGUGGCUUUUUUCUGCAAUCUGAUGGCUCUUCCUCAAGCUUGUUCUCUGCUGGGCAUGCUGUGUCUGACACUGGAUCACCAACCCCUCCUCCAUUAGAGGAUCUUAAAUCCACCAUGCCUUCUGGAAGUUCUUGUCACCCAAACCGUUUCUGGUUGGAUUCCAUGACACCUGAUUCAACUGUUAUCAAGAAUGCCAAUGAAAGCUUUGUUGAUGAACUGGGCCUCUGUGCCAAUUUGAGUCAAAUGUACAUCAGCAAUCCACAAGACAACCCUUAUAAUUUCAAAGAUGCUCCAAUGGGCAUGAAUAGGCUUCCUUUUCGGGAUUGUUCCUUGAGUGGAAAUGGUCCAAUCACCGUCCACAAACAUGGGGAUCAUUGCAAUUUUGAGAGGUGCUUUUUAGACCGUGUUGGGAUUCAAUCCCCUCUACCUUGGAGCCAUGUAAAUCAUGAUGCUGAAAUGAAUUCAGCAUUGUCUGGAUUAACCCAUGACUAUAGAAUGUCUAAUUUAUUUGGAUCGAGGCAGUGUGGUAGAAGGUCUGAGACAAUACUUUCUCAACUCGAUGAUUUUAGUGGUUUAAUGGAUUCUGAUUGGCACAGAAGGCAGCAGAUAAAUAACUACUAUUAUAGAGGAAGUCAGCCACCAGAGCCUACUGCUUCUUUGAGCAGAAAUCCAAUGGUUGAUGCUUUACUUUAUGCGCCAAAAAAUGGAAUGAAUUUAAAUGAAGAAACAGGCAUAUCAAGAUUGCCUAGCUCUUCCCGUUGUACUAAUUUAAGGCCUUAUUUGGGUGUUCAAAAUUUACAGCAAUAUAGCCAUUCUCUGUCUAACAAUGCAAGGGUUGUGCCAAUUUCAAAUGCUAGAAUCCCACAAGGAAAUAUAGAUGCUAUUGCAAGUGAAGGGAGCUUCAUCAUACAAGGUGAAGGUGUAAAUUAUGUUGCUACCAGAGGUUCGGGCCGUUCUAUGUAUCAGAGUAAGGUUGCAGUGCAAGAGAUAGGCUUUGCUAAGCAUGCAAAGAGAUCAGAGGUAGACACAUCCUACCAGGUUGGAGGAACUUAUGAAAGUCCUAGGAGUGCCAGGAUAGGUUGCUCCUUUCCUUUGCUAUCCAAGUACAAUUCCCUAGCUGAAGCUCAAGGAUAUAUUUAUUUAAUGGCCAAAGAUCAACAUGGCUGUAGGUUCUUGCAAAGAAUGUUUGAUGAGGGUACACCAGAAGAUGUUCAAGUGAUAUUUAACGAGAUCAUUGAUCAUGUAGUGGAACUUAUGAUGAAUCCUUUUGGAAAUUACCUUAUGCAGAAGCUAUUGAAUGUAUGCAAUGAAGAGCAGAGGAUGCAAAUCUUACUAAUAAUUACUGAAGAACCAGGGCAGCUUGUCAGAAUUUCUUUAAACACUCAUGGCACUCGUGUGGUACAGAAGCUAAUUGAGACCCUCAAAACUAGGCAGCAAAUUUCAUUAGCUGUAUCAGCUCUUGAACCAGGAUUCUUGGCUCUUAUCAAAGAUCUAAAUGGAAACCAUGUGGUUCAGCGAUGUUUGUUAUGCUUAAGCAAUGAAGAUAACAAGUUUAUAUUUGUUGCUGCUGCAAAGUAUUGCGUUGACAUUGCAAUUCACCAACAUGGAUGCUGUGUUCUGCAAAGAUGUAUUGGCCAUUCAAGUGGGGAGCAUAGAGAAAAACUGAUUGCAGAAAUAUCUGCCAAUGCACUUCUGCUAGCUCAAGAUCAAUAUGGGAAUUAUGUUGUUCAAUUUAUCUUGGACUUGAGGAUUCCAUCUGCCACCACAAGUAUAAGUUUGCAAUUUGAAGGUAACUACGUGCACUUGUCAAGACAGAAGUUUGGUAGUCAUGUGGUUGAAAAAUGUCUUUCCGUUUUCAACGAAGAGAAUCGAUCCAGAGUCAUUCAUGAACUGCUUUCCGCAGCUCAUUUUGAACACUUGAUUCAAGAUCCACAUGCAAACUAUGUUGUUCAAUCAGCUCUUCGGCAUUCUGAGGGCCGUGUGCAUAAUUUACUAGUUGAAGCAAUUGAGUCCCACAAAGUCAUUUCUCGAAACAGCCCAUAUUCUAAGAAGAUUUUCUCACAAAAGCUUUUGAAGAAAUGAUGUAUAUUCCCUCAUGUGCUAGAACUGUUCUUUUUAUAUGUCAAAAAAUGUUCAUUGAGG